AUGCCUACAGAUGCCGACACUAACUUUGACAAUAAAGCUAACCUGGAGAAUAAUACAAAUAGAAAUGUUUUGAAACACAAAAAACGAAAACAUGCCAGAAGCAAGUCUGGUUCAAGUUCUAGUUCAAGCUCAUCCUCAGGUUCCAGUAGUGAUUCUUCGGAAGAAGGAAUUGUGGAUUGUAUAAACGAGAAUGAUCACCUUCGGGAAACAGUCAUGGAACAAUCACGUUCUAGGUUUGGAUCGGAUAAAGAAAUAGAGGAGCAUCCUACAGAUACGAAAACCAUAGAAAAUAGAAAUAAAGAACUAGCGAGAUCUGAAGCGCGUCGUGAGCGUAUUCGUGUUCAACGUGCUGAUAAAAAAAAGAAACGAAAAGAUCAUCUCAAAAAGUCCUCUAAAAACAAGCACAAACGUAAGCGAAACGAAAGUAGCUCAAGUUCUUCCGCAGAAUCAGUGGAAGGUAUAGAGGAAGUACAAGAACGGCUAAUUCAAGAAGCAAUAAGAAAAGAAAGAGAACGUUUGAAAGCCGUAGAUGAAUAUCUUGCAAUGGACGAGCGCAAACGACCAUAUAAUUCACUUGCUGACGUUAAAGCCCCUACUGCAGAAGAGAUGGAAGCUUAUUAUCGUACUAAAGUAAAUCGCGAUGAUCCAAUGUCGCAUUUUGUAUGA
Molecule: messenger RNA, 666 nt
Organism: Schistosoma mattheei
Lineage: Eukaryota; Metazoa; Platyhelminthes; Trematoda; Strigeidida; Schistosomatidae
Source: the annotation of a GenBank genome assembly